Messenger RNA from Hippocampus zosterae (dwarf seahorse), 2394 nucleotides. It is a transcript of the gene chrna5, whose product is annotated as cholinergic receptor, nicotinic, alpha 5. The record is from RefSeq and is a predicted model, not a curated record. The coding region runs from base 55 to 1482 and encodes 475 amino acids. Gene Ontology annotation, biological process: chemical synaptic transmission; nervous system process; regulation of membrane potential. The transcript has 8 exons. Lineage: Eukaryota; Metazoa; Chordata; Actinopteri; Syngnathiformes; Syngnathidae. Gene Ontology annotation, cellular component: synapse; neuron projection; postsynaptic membrane. Gene Ontology annotation, molecular function: acetylcholine-gated monoatomic cation-selective channel activity; transmembrane signaling receptor activity.
UUCACUGAUGUCACUCAGAAACAGCAACAAUGCCUGAGCGCUGUCUCUAAGACGAUGCACAGAGCGAAGGGGGCAGCCGCCUCCUCUCUCACACUGCUGCUGUUGUUGCCGCUGCUGCACUGCUGCCACCUGUGCCACUCGCUGCGUGUUCCUCAACUUUCCUCCUAUGCAAAAGCCGAAGACAAGCUGUUCAAAUACCUCUUUGGGAACUACCAGAAAUGGGUCCGCCCGGUGGAAUAUCUGAACCAGAGCAUCUACGUCAAGUUUGGACUGGCCAUCUCCCAACUUGUUGAUGUGGAUGAAAAGAAUCAGCUGAUGACCACCAAUGUGUGGAUGAAACAGGAGUGGACCGACAUGAAGCUAAGGUGGGACCCCGACAACUACUUGGGCAUCACCACUAUACGAGUGCCCUCCGACAGGCUGUGGCUCCCAGACGUUGUGCUGUAUGAUAAUUCAGACGGUCGUUUCGAGGGCACAGUGACCAAGGCAGUGGUAAAAUACGACGGCACCAUAUUGUGGACUCCGCCUGCCAACUACAAGUCCGCCUGCACCAUCGAUGUCACCUUCUUCCCAUUUGACCUGCAGAACUGCUCCAUGAAAUUUGGCUCGUGGACCUACGACGGCUCUCAGGUCGACGUCAUUCUGGAGGACUUCCACGUGGAUAGGCAGGACUAUUUUGACAAUGGCGAAUGGGAGAUUGUGAAGGCCACAGGCAGCCGUGGUCUGAGGGUGGAUGGCGGCGUCUCAUAUCCCACCAUCACCUACUUCUUCAUCAUCCGCCGGCUGCCCCUCUUCUACACCCUCUUCCUCAUCAUCCCCUGCAUCGGCUUGUCCUUCCUCACCAUCCUCGUCUUCUACUUGCCCUCCAACUGCGGCGAAAAGAUCUCCCUGUGCACCUCAGUGCUGGUGUCGCUCACUGUCUUCCUGCUGGUCAUCGAGGAGAUCAUCCCUUCCUCGUCGAAGGCCAUCCCUCUCAUCGGCGAGUAUCUGGUCUUCACCAUGAUAUUCGUCACGCUAUCCAUCGUCAUCACCGUCUUCACCAUUAACGUCCACCACCGCUCCCCCUCGACGCAUAACGGCAUGGCGCCGUGGGUGCGCAGGAUAUUCCUGCAUCGGCUGCCCAAGGUGCUAUGCAUGCGCGGCCACGUGGACCGCUACGGCACAGCGGGAGCGGCACACACGGGACGGGUGCUGGGAUUGGGAUUGAUGAAGGACUGUACGACUGAGCACGGCCCCUCUCACGCCAGGCACAACAUCCAAGCUGCGCUGGAUUCCAUCCGCUACAUAACUAUGCAUGUGGUGAAAGAAAAUGAGGUCAGAGAGGUGGUACAGGACUGGAAGUUUGUUGCUCAGGUUCUGGAUCGAAUGUUUCUCUGGGCGUUCCUGUUGGUGUCUGUCCUGGGCUCAGCUCUCCUCUUCAUCCCGGUUAUCUACAAAUGGGCCAGCAUUAUCGUUCCCAAACAUUUUGGAGGUGCCCUUUGAGGGUUUGUUGACAUGGAAGUGAGGCACAUCAGUGACUAAAGUCCAGAUUACGCUAUGUCGGUAGCGUGAAGUAUCGAGUGUUACUACAGUACAACACAAAUAAAGUAAAAAUCCAAAAGAGGUGAUAAAUUUACCUGGCAAGCAGAAAUGUCGCAAAUUUGUCAGUGCUUCUGAAUCAGUGGUUCGCAAACGAGGAAUGGACAUGUUCAUGUUCUAAUGUACUAUUGUCAAGUUUACUGAUAGCAACAUUUUGACAAAAAAAAUGUUUUGUUUUUUGGGAAUUGCAGACUUCCCCUUUGAGAUGAAAGUGCAACUGGUAAACUCAAGCAUGUUUUGUUGGACUUUGCCCCUUUUCAGCCAGCACUGGGAUUAUUCUCCUCUGUAGCACAAAACAAGCUCCGUUUCUUGUCGUGUGUUCAUGCACGAACCUGCAGCUGAGUGAUGCCACGCAUCCGUACCAACAUGUUCCUUGAAGCGUCUGUGUGAAGAGACUGCGGAGAAACAUCACCCCGGGCAGUCAGUGUGAGCGCAUUUUAAUUGCAGCGCUAAAAGGUACUACACCUCGAAUCACCAGAUCAUUAACUACAAAAUUACACACAGCUGAACGCUCUAUUGGGUGAAAGAUUAAAUUAUUAAUCAUUAGUUAAAAAUGAGUUUGUUAUUUAUUCGUAGAAUGUGUUUGUACGCGCCUUCAGAUUUUUCCUAUGAUCCGUGUAGUGAAACGGAAUUACGUUUGGAAGCUAAAUACGUGGGCAAGCAGUCUGCCUCACAAUUCAAAGAUCUGGGGUUCGGAUCUUGCCUUUGGCCUUCCUGUGUUGUGUCUUUCUGCGCAUGGGUUUUCCGUGAGUACCCCAACUUACUCCCACAUGCAAAAAUUGUGUGUGUUAUUUUCAUUAAAGAUUCAAAAUAGUG